Messenger RNA from Populus nigra (black poplar), 578 nucleotides. RefSeq lists its product as uncharacterized. The record is from RefSeq and is a predicted model, not a curated record. Lineage: Eukaryota; Viridiplantae; Streptophyta; Magnoliopsida; Malpighiales; Salicaceae. The coding region runs from base 42 to 401 and encodes 119 amino acids. Gene Ontology annotation, molecular function: DNA binding. The transcript has a single exon.
CAUAACCAUUUCUCUCUUUUUUCACGACCCUUGAGAAAAAAAUGCAGAUCUUCAGCAAAGUGUUGAGAGAUACUGAUGUCCGUGUUCGGUUCUCGUUCCCAACUCAUUGCUUGCAGCAUUUAGAUUUUGCUGGAAAUAAUUCUGUUGAUUUGCAUGUUAAAGAUAGCUCUGGUGAGCUUCGAGUUAUUCGUUGCCUGAAGAGAAAAGAAGAUUAUGACAAGCCAGUGCUUUCUAAGGGCUGGCUUAAAUUUGUUGCUGAUUAUGGACUGAGAGUUGGUGACAAGGUUGUUCUUCAUCGUGAGGAUGACCAGAACCUGGGGUCACAGUUCAGGAUUGAAGUUAAGAGGAGAAUCAAUCUGUUUGGUGAGGAGGUUUGGGGUGAUGUGACAAGAGCUAACUAGCUGUUAUUUGCAUGGAGCGUCAAUCUGUUUGUGUUUGAGUGUUUGUAGUGAUAAUCAAUGUUCUUAGCAUCAGUCUAAUGAAAUAAAUAUGUUGCUGUUCUUGGUUUCUUGAAUAUGUAUUACGUGCAUGUAAUUCCCAUCAUUAAUAUAUGUACUGAUCUCAAAUUACGUUUCCAA